AUGGCAAGCUGCUUGUCACCUGAACAAAGGGAGAAAAGGAAGAGGGAUGGAGAUGAUGAUGCCAUGGAUAGAGGCGCUGGAAGAGCACUCCCCAUGCUUGUCUUGAGGAGAACACCACCCGGGACUUGGUGGCUGACAUUGAGAAGGUCAUGUUCGUCGGAUUGCAGGGCCAGUCUCACUCACCAACCAACCUCGCCUUCUUGCUCUGUUUAUUGUGCUACACCUCUUACUGAAUUCCAGUCGCUAUAUAUUAUUUGUUACCUGUAUAUAUGUACCACUCUGUGUGUAGCAUUUUUCUAA
Molecule: messenger RNA, 300 nt
Organism: Triticum turgidum subsp. durum (durum wheat)
Lineage: Eukaryota; Viridiplantae; Streptophyta; Magnoliopsida; Poales; Poaceae
Source: the annotation of a GenBank genome assembly